Messenger RNA from Mangifera indica (mango), 2503 nucleotides. RefSeq names its product autophagy-related protein 13b-like. Gene Ontology annotation, biological process: piecemeal microautophagy of the nucleus; autophagosome assembly; mitophagy. Lineage: Eukaryota; Viridiplantae; Streptophyta; Magnoliopsida; Sapindales; Anacardiaceae. The transcript is spliced from 4 exons. The record is from RefSeq and is a predicted model, not a curated record. Bases 287 to 2242 code for a protein of 651 amino acids. Gene Ontology annotation, cellular component: cytosol; Atg1/ULK1 kinase complex; extrinsic component of membrane.
CUCAGCCAAUGGCCCGCACUGUCUCUUCUUCUUCGACUUCAAUGAGAAUUCCGAUUAAUUAAAAUUACAUUAAACAAAACAAUUCGGUUCGAAUUAAAAUUCUGAACCCAAGUUUUAACUUUCUUUAUUUGUAUUCUUCAACUCAGCAACUGAAAUAUCUAACCGAAACACAUUCGAAAACACUCUCCAUGGUCAGUAUAUGAAUGCAAAAGGUUGUAACGCUACAAGGUUAUAAUCUUAAUUUCUUUUAAAGGAUUGUGUUGUUUGUAGUUAGUUUUUUUGAGUUAUGGCAUCAUCUCAUAAUAGUAUGCAUUCAGAAGCAGCUAAAAUGGAACAAAUUGUUACUGAAUUUUAUGCUAAAAGUCUGCAAAUUAUACUGGAAGCGAGGUCUCCUUAUAUGUCUUCACGUAAUUUUAGUGGUGAACAAACUUUAUCCCCGUCUUCUUCCUCGUCUUCAUCCUCUAGUGUGAGGCCGAGAGAUAAAUGGUUUAAUUUAGCCCUUAGGGAAUGUCCUGCUGCGCUAGAGAAUUGUGAUCUCUGGCGCCAGAGUAAUUCUGAACCGAUGGUGGUUGAUGUGAUUAUGGUGCAGAGACCGGUUGGUUGGGACCAGAUGAAUUUUUCACCUAAAAGAGAUCCUGUUAGGAAUUUGUCUUUGAAGGAGAGGUGUUCUGUGGGUUGGAGUUCUGAUCAGGAGGAUUUUGGCAGUGCGGGUAAGAGUGAAAAGAUUGUAGAGAGAUGGAUAGUGCAGUAUGAGAGUAGGAAGGCCAGGGAUUAUAGUUCAGGAAGUAGGAGGUCGAGUAAUUAUGCUUUGCAUAAUGUGUAUAAGAAAUCGAUCUUACUUUUGAGGUCGUUGUAUGUGACUGUUAGGCUUUUACCUGGGUAUAAGAUUUUCCGUGACCUGAAUUCAUCUGGACAAAUAUGUGCCUUUACCUUGGGUCAUAGAGUUUCUUCUUUUUUUGAGCCAUUCACUCGUAAAGAAGAGGCAGAAUUUCAAUGCUUUGGGUUCACUCCUGUUGACACCUCUUCUGGUAGGCUUUGCAUUUCAGUCUGGUAUCGUUCAUCACCUUCAGAUGUAAGUUCUGAAUCAUCAACCCCUAUGUCCCCCCAAUUUAUACCAGACUAUGUUGGGAGCCCAUUGGCAGAUCCACUGAAGAGAUUUCCCUCUCUUCCUAUGUCUCAUGGCUCACCGUCAUCAUUGCCAUUGCCACGACCACAUAGUUGGAGCUAUGACCAUUAUAAGGUCUCUCCACCUUCAAUUUCUUCCUCACCUUCGCCCACCCAUUCAGAAUCACAUGCUUCACGCCGUUACCCCCCUACCAAUUUGCCUCCACAUCCACCUGAAACACCUCUAGUUCAUAAAAAACAUACAAGUUUUGAUGAGUACUGUCCAUCUCCUAGCUUUUCCCCCUUCCCUUCCCCGUCACCACCAAUAUAUAUUCCAGGAAGACAUCUUUCAAAGGGUCUUUUGCGAUCUGAAAGUGCUCCAUGGAGCUUACAUGCUCUUAAGCUGGCUAAUUCCCCUGCAUUGUCAAGCAAGCAAAAUCUGUCCCCAUCUCCUCCACAAAAAAUUACAAGAUCCAAUACUUCUAAGAUUGAUAGAAGUAUGGAUCAAAUACAGACUGGUGCAACAAUUGAGAAGCUUCUUGCUUCUGGGAAGGAUGACUCUCGAAAAGGCUCUAGUGUGAAGCUCUCGUGCAACAGCUCUCCACGAAUUUCUUUAUCUAGAAGCUCUAGUAGGUCUUUCCAAGAUGAUUUUGACGACGAGUAUCCUUGCCCCUUUGAUGUUGAGGAUGUUGAUGUGACAGAUUCAAGUUGCAGACCAGAAUCAUUUGAUCGAAAGGGACUUCUGUGUGAGCCACAUGAGACUGGUGGGUACCCAAUGAAAUCCCAAGACGCUGCUGUCGGUGCUCUUGUACGUAUGUUGAAGAAAGCACCGCCUCUUCGUCAAGAUAUCACUGGCUCAAUAAAUUUAUCUGACGCCUCCAGACCUGAGAUGUGGAGCAGUACCACCCAGGAGGCAAGACAGAUCUCCGAUGCAACUGCAAGCCAGCAUGCUGCUUCUGCAAGCAUUACAUCUUCUGGUCUUGUAGCAUCAAAAACAACAGCUGAUGCAUUAGAAGAACUCCGGGGUUACAAAGAUAUGAAAAACUUGUUGCUUAGACAAGGUGCCAGGUCCCCGUCCCACUCAUCAGAAAAUAAUGAUUCUACAGCAGAAGCUGCCAGCAGAGUUUCAACUGGGUAAACUAUGCCUCAUGUUAAUGCACGACCUUUUGUACAUAUAUACAGAAAACAUGGUUUUUAAGUUGUGGUUUCAUGUCAUGUGGCUCAAAUGCCGUUUUUCGUCAAUAUACAUAACUAUAAAAUAUAAGAGGUAAGGAGGCACGGGUUUUAUGCCCAAGGUUUGUCUUAUAACAGAGUUUAUACGUUGCAUUUACUGCUUUUAAUGUAAAAAGCACUGGUUGUUCAUAACAGUACAUCGUGGUGGAGUGUUGGUUUUGGUACA